Acaulospora colombiana is the source of this 464-nucleotide messenger RNA. The record is from the annotation of a GenBank genome assembly. Lineage: Eukaryota; Fungi; Glomeromycota; Glomeromycetes; Diversisporales; Acaulosporaceae.
UGGAUCAAGACUGCAAAGGAUACGCAACUGAUUGCGACACCACGGGCAACCCACGGUUCUGGAGUCGCUUGACCCGCCGCGAAGAGGACAUACCUCCCGAACGCGAACGAGUUGCCGGCAGAGAAACCAAACAAUACCAUUUGGGAGAGAAUGAUGGAGGUGGAGAGGCCAAACUCGAUGUAGACGGAAAGGCCACUGAAGGUGAGGAUUCCGCCAACAAUCCAAAGGAUCAAGCUAACACCGACGGUACCAGUGGCCUUAUAAAUGCCGGAGGGGGUACUAAAAAUACCAGUUCCAAUCAUCUUGUUAAUGAUGACGAAAAUGGAGCUGGUGACUCCGAGCUUGCGAGAUUCUUCGAACUGAAAGACUUGCUCUCCUUCGGCUACGACCUCACUUUCGCCCUUUUCCUCCGAAUGGGAAGGCGUGGAAGAGAGCCUCUUGAGAUCUUUUUGAUCCUCUUCUAG